Molecule: messenger RNA, 567 nt
Organism: Lecanosticta acicola
Lineage: Eukaryota; Fungi; Ascomycota; Dothideomycetes; Mycosphaerellales; Mycosphaerellaceae
Source: the annotation of a GenBank genome assembly
AUGGGUGGAAUGGCCGCCUCAUCUGACAAAAAGGGAAAGCAGAGCAGUCGACGGGACAUUAGCACCGACUGCAUCAACAACGACAAUACUACCGGAACCACGAGCGAAUCGGACCAUGUGCACAAGCCACGCUCUUCAACAUCAAGCGGUAGUAUCUCAUCAUCACCCACCACGGCUGUUCUUCAGGCUCGCUGUUCUCGGAACGUCAAUCCGGCUCCACUGAACCAAAACGUCCGUUAUGAUGCUGCAGGCCUGCCAAUGCGCUGGGAUCCGUACUCAUCCAACAGCCUAGCUGAUUUUCGCUACGUCUUCCACGGCAUACCGGUCACGGCGUCGCUCCCACACUUUAACCUUCAGGGCGGUGGGUAUGCGCCAUCGCUCCGCCACGAGCCACCAAACGCAUCAGAGCAAAAGAGCAACGACAAGGCUGAGGCAGCAAAGAUGUGGCUGCGUUUGAAUAAGGAAAUCCUCGUCGAGAGGAUGUUAUGCGACAACGACGACGAAGAAGAAGGAGAUACGACGCUAUCGGCUCACAACGAUUCAGGAGGGGACACGGCGCCUUCCUGA